AUGAGGAAUUCUAUCACACCAGCUGAGCUCGUUUGCGUGGCCCUACGUUACUUAGCGACUGGUGAGACUUUCAGGUCUUUAGAAUUUCAAUUCAGAGUGUCAAGAAAAAGAAUUUCAGCAGCUGUUAUGGAGGUAUCUGAAGCUAUCAUAAAGAGGUUGGGUCCAACCUUCCUUUCAACUCCGAAAACACAGGGGGAAUGGCUAGAUAUCUCCAGAAAGUUCAAUGAGCGUUGGAACUUCCCAAAUGGAUUAGGUGCUCUCAAUGGGAAGCAUAUCGUCAUUCAGCAGCCCCAAAUUCAGGGUCUCAUUACCGAAACUAUAAAGGGACAGACAGUGUAG
This is a messenger RNA of Hydractinia symbiolongicarpus, 339 nucleotides long. RefSeq lists its product as uncharacterized. The transcript has a single exon. The coding region runs from base 1 to 339 and encodes 112 amino acids. NCBI's taxonomy places the organism in Eukaryota, Metazoa, Cnidaria, Hydrozoa, Anthoathecata, Hydractiniidae. The record is from RefSeq and is a predicted model, not a curated record.